This is a messenger RNA of Daldinia childiae, 1296 nucleotides long. Its product is annotated as putative d-galacturonic acid reductase protein. The coding region runs from base 1 to 1296 and encodes 431 amino acids. The transcript is spliced from 3 exons. Gene Ontology annotation, cellular component: cytoplasm. The record is from RefSeq and is a predicted model, not a curated record. NCBI's taxonomy places the organism in Eukaryota, Fungi, Ascomycota, Sordariomycetes, Xylariales, Hypoxylaceae. Gene Ontology annotation, molecular function: oxidoreductase activity; nucleotide binding. Gene Ontology annotation, biological process: NADPH regeneration.
AUGGCAGCAGAAGUAAUCAAGUCGGCUAUUGUACCGACGAAUUCCCCUUCGCCACUAAAUGUGUUGAUGGUCGGAACAGGCGAAUAUACCACUGGGUUUGUCGGUGGUGGUGCUUCAGGAUCGGAUAAGAAGGUAGGAGUUGUCGGCUUGACUCUAUUUGAUCUCCGAAGGAGGGGAAAGGUGGCUAAACUGAGCAUGGUGGGAACAAACGGGACCAAAUUCCCAGCUAUCAGACAACAUCUCGAUGUUAAUAUCUCCAAAAUCUACAAUGGUUUGGACUGCUCCUUCGACUCCUAUCCGGAGAACGAAGUCAAGGACCCCGAUGCUUACAAGGCUGCUAUUGAUGCCUUGAAACCAGGUGACGCCAUUACUAUAUUCACCCCAGAUACGACGCAUUAUCCGAUCGCUCUAUACGCAAUUGAGCGUGGAAUACAUGUCUUAAUAACCAAGCCUGCUGUGAAGACAUUAGAACACCACCAAGGCCUAAUAGAGGCUGCUAAGAAGCAUAAUGUAUAUGUUUACAUCGAACACCAUAAGCGAUUUGAUCCAGCGUACUCAGACGCUAGAUACAAGGCGCAGAAGCUCGGCGACUUCAACUAUUUUUAUAGCUACAUGUCGCAACCAAAGUCUCAACUAGAAACCUUUAAGGCGUGGGCUGGUGUCGACUCGGAUAUCUCAUACUAUCUUAACAGCCACCACAUAGAUAUCUGCGACUCGAUGGUCUCACAACUCGGGUUUGUUCCAAUAAAGGUUACGGCCUCAGCUGCGAAAGGUAUUGCUACUAGUCUUGGAUGCAACGAGGCCACCGAGGACACCAUCACGGUUAUGGUUACCUGGCAGAAACAAGGUGACACGAGUAAAGUUGCUACGGGGGUUUACACAGCAUCUUGGACUGCACCCCAGAAGGCCGGCGUACACUCCAACCAAUACUUCCACUACAUGGGAUCAAGUGGCGAGGUUCGUAUUAAUCAGGCUAAGCGUGGGUACGACGUCGCGGACGAUAGUGCAGGUCAGCUUAUGUGGUACAACCCAUUCUAUAUGAAAUACGCACCCGACGAAGAGGGCAACUUCGGAGGCCAGACCGGAUACGGCUAUAUCUCCUUCGAGAAGUUUGUAGAUGGAUGCCGAGCGGUGAACUCAGGGGCACUCAAGCCUGCUGAUCUGGAUGCGAGAGGACUUCCAACGCUGAACAACACAAUUGCGACAACAGCCAUCCUAGAGGCCGGUCGGCGUAGUAUAGAUGAGGACAGAGAGAUCAAGAUUGAAAUCAAGGAUGGCUUCUGGAAGUUGGUAUAA